Messenger RNA from Funneliformis mosseae, 601 nucleotides. The record is from the annotation of a GenBank genome assembly. NCBI's taxonomy places the organism in Eukaryota, Fungi, Glomeromycota, Glomeromycetes, Glomerales, Glomeraceae.
UCAUGAAAAUGAAGUUCAUGACCUAAUAGUAUCUGAAUUCAACAAAUUAAAUGUCUCAGAUAAGAAUUGUUCUUAUUGCGAUAAACCAUUUGCCGAGAAAUUAUGGUGUAAAGAAUGUGACCCUCGAUGUAUGAUUGAAGGAUGGACUAGUGGAAAUUCUGAAAUUGAUAAUUUCAUAAAAGAUGCAAUGUAUGAUUCAAGACAUGAUAUAUAUUCAGAGCAAGAUGAUGAAAGUUGGAAAAAAUCGGAUCCCGAACCUAUGAAGGUUGCUUUGAAAAGGUUAAAUGGAUCAUGGGAUAUGUCAGCUAAAUAUUUUAGUGAGCUUAAAGCUCAUUGGGAUAUUUGUCAAGAUGAGUUUAAAGAUACCAAAGAAUAUGGAUAUUAUGGAAAAGAAAUAAAGGAAGCAUUUGAAGAGGCAGAUAAAGAGAUACCAAAUAUUUCAUUAUCACGCAAUAAUAAUCCUGAUGCUAUAUAUACAAGUAGAGCAUUUAAAUUUAAAAAUUUGACUAAACCUAUUAAUUCGUCUCUUAUCACCUCAUAUCUCGAAAAGGAUGAGAAUAAUGAAGAUUCUCAAUUAAUUGAAUUAGAAAUUCCUAACUAA